Molecule: messenger RNA, 687 nt
Organism: Nicotiana attenuata
Lineage: Eukaryota; Viridiplantae; Streptophyta; Magnoliopsida; Solanales; Solanaceae
Exons: 1
Coding region: 1-687 (228 amino acids)
Source: RefSeq, a predicted model, not a curated record
AUGUUACGACAAGGACACCUCAAAGAGUUGCUGAGCGACCAGGGAAGGACCAACUUUGGCAGAGGACGCGAACAAUACCAAGGACCGCCGAAACCGCCCUCACCAGCUUGUACUAUCCACAUGAUCAUCGGUGGCAGUGACGAUGCCUCCAUCAACAUCAUGAAAUUCACCACUACCCACAAGCUCAAAUGGUCGAUCACCCGUGAACGGCAUGACGAACUCGAAGAGAGUAUCAUCUUCGAUAAGUCAGAUACCAACUGUUUGACUUUUCCUCACAAUGAUGCCCUCGUUAUUACUUUACGAAUUUUAGAUAUCGAUGUGAGACGCAUUAUGGUAGAUGAUGGGAGCGGUGCGUGCAUUAUCCAUCCUCGAGUAUUUGCACAAAUGAAACUCGAAGAUAAAAUAGUAUCACGUUGCAUCACGCUAACUGGUUUUAACAGCACAGUUGAGCGAACAUUUGGAGAAAUCACACUCCCCGUUAUGGCCGGUGGCGUCACUUUGGAAACCACAUUCCACAUCAUGGACCAAGACACAACGUACAACGCCGUAGUAGGGCGACCAUGGAUACACACCAUGAGAGUUGGCCCUCACAGCUUAUACCAGGUCAUCAAGUUCUCGACUCCGUGGGAAUAUUCAGUAUACGAUGGGAACAACGCAUAUCCACGGAAUGUUACCGCAUCACCCUAG